Messenger RNA from Pelobates fuscus (common spadefoot toad), 1586 nucleotides. Its product is annotated as spermatogenesis-associated protein 7 homolog. Lineage: Eukaryota; Metazoa; Chordata; Amphibia; Anura; Pelobatidae. Gene Ontology annotation, biological process: photoreceptor cell maintenance; protein localization to photoreceptor outer segment; microtubule cytoskeleton organization. The record is from RefSeq and is a predicted model, not a curated record. Gene Ontology annotation, cellular component: ciliary basal body; rod photoreceptor outer segment; photoreceptor distal connecting cilium. The transcript has 11 exons. The coding region runs from base 38 to 1177 and encodes 379 amino acids.
CUCUUAAAAUUUUUGCAACUUCCUAAAUUUGAACAAAAUGCUAGCUACGUACGAAAGCCAGACUGUCACAAUACCAAAAUAUUCACUGAUGGGACCAUUCCGAGGCCACAUGAGCAUCAAAAGCAGCCCUUUCAUGCCUGGAUCUUCAUCCACACUGUCAAGUCAAUACAUCGUUCAAGAUCACAUGGCAACACAUUACCGGAAACUGCUUUCUGCAAAAGCUGCUGUUGAUACAUCAACUCCCAAGACUUUAUUUACCAGCAUUAAAUUUAAGGAUCAACAGAAAAAAGAAAAACUUAUCAAAGCCGUUGAUAAAUACAAGAAAGAAAUCCAGGAUAUUUAUUCUUCAUCUCAUCAUUCCGGAGAAACAUUCCCCGAACAAUGGACGCCAAUAAACAAGGAAUACCUGCAUUCUGUUCUAAAAGAGAAUCCAGGUACCAAAGAUGGACAAAGUUUUCAAGGAUGGAAGACAAUAAAACGAUCUCAAUCUCCAGCUCAGAUAGCAAGAGAAACCAUGUUUAAUAUUCAACGAGGAGACUAUCACAGGGGUUUUUCAGUACUACCAUCCAGUGGGCUCCGUGCCAACUACCGGCCAACCAGCAACAUAGGUGAAAAGAAGAAAACGUACCAUGAUCCUGAAAAGAAAACCUACAGCGGAGACCUGCUCGAUAAACAUGCAGAAAGAUUUACAAGUGCAAAACAACCUUUUAAGCCGCGUUUACUAAAAAAAUCCUCCCAGUCUUUUCUUUCCAAUUACAAGUAUUACAAACCUCCUGGCAAGAAAAAUAGUGCCAAGCAACCAUCACCAAAAUCUGUCUUCGAAAGUCUCAAAGAACGUCACAGAUAUUUGGAAGAAAAUAACAUACAGUCUGAAAACAUCAGUCGACGAUUAGAUUCUGCAAGAAUGAAUCCUGCAGAUCCUUCCAAACUACUACAACAGGAAGAGGACCUGAAAUCUCUUCAAUUUCUGCAAGAUCUCACCAGUGACAUUUUAAUCAGAAGCUGUGGGUCCACGAGAGCUAUGGAGCAUGUAUUCCAAGAACAUCUUCAAAGACCACAUCCUGACAUUGAUUGGAUUAAAAAGAAGCUCUUAAUACGAGACCUGAAGGAUGAGCUUGAGAAGAAUGAAAAAUUGGACUUUUCAAUCAGCUAUGACGGGGCUCAAUAUAAUUCUUAAAAUAUCCCGCUGGAUGGAAAAUUGGCUAAGCUCCUGGAUACCCAGAAAACAUAGGAAGACAAGCACAUGUAAUGCCAGAUACACAGAACAAUGAAGAAGAAUAUGAAAUUUAACAAAUUAAGCCUAAUCUAUUUAGCUUGACUUAAUAUGCAUGAUGACAAAAGCAUUCCACAUCAUUUACUGGAAAUCCCAGGCGCAUGUUGCACAAAAACAUCAUCAAUUGAUAAAUGAACUAUUUGCAAUAUAACUGCAGUGUGUGAGAGCAUCGCUUCCGGACAUUAUCUUCGCCAGGAAUACAGUACCAGUAGAGGUGCAGUCGCUUAUUUUUAACGACACUAAUUAUUUAAAAAUGAAGUGGUUUGCAAACUGAUAUUUUGAAUAUAAUGCUUGAAUGCUGUUUAAAUGUUUA